AUGUCGUUAUUAUCAGAAGAAGAUCUGAACGAUUUUAUUAGUCCUGCUUUGGCCUGUACAAAACCAACCGAGAUUAAACGUACUAAAGUAAAGAGUAAUGUUAAUGCAUUAGGUGAAUAUGAAGUUGGUGUUGACGAUGGUGAAGAUGAAGUGUUGGAGAAAGUGACCAUCACACUGAGUGAUUGUUUGGCAUGUUCUGGGUGUAUUACAUCAAGUGAAGAGAUUAUGUUACAACAGCAGUCACAUGGCGUGUUUCUAGAGGCAAUGUCUAAAAGAGAUAUAACUACAAAAUUAGCAAUCAGCAUAUCUCCUCAAUGUAGAUUGUCGAUGGCUACUUAUUAUGGAAUGGACAUCUCAGAUUUUGAUAAAUGUUUUGCGAACUUCUUUCAAAAAAGAUUCGAUGCUAAAUAUGUUGUGGGAACACAACUUGGUAGAAACGUUUCGAUACAACAAGUAGUGAAGAAACUAACAGAUUGGAAAAAAAGUAAAGAGUAUGAAGUCGAUUCAAGACCACGACUAUCUGCUGCAGACCCAGGGUUUGUAAUAUAUACUGAAAAGACCAAGCCUGAUUUGGUUCCAUUAUUAUUGAACGUUAAAUCUCCACAGCAGAUCACCGGUGCUCUAUUACAUGAAACAUUUGACAAAAAUCACAAGACAGAGACUCAACCAGAUACCAAAUUAUAUGUUCUUGGGGUAAUGGCCUGUUUCGAUAAGAAAUUAGAAGCCUCAAGACCUGAUAGUGCAGGUGAAGUAGAUUGUGUUAUUACACCUAAGGAAUUUGUUGCCAUGUUAUCUGAACUGAAUGAAAUAUUCGAGCAAUAUAAAUCACCAUCGGAUGAUAUCUUAAGUGAGAUGUGUCCCGAAGGAUGGGACCCCGAGUUACAUUGGUGUAUUAACCAUGGGAGUAGUUCUGGUGGGUUUGCAUAUCAGUAUAUUGUCUCUAGACAACGAACUUUAUCAAGUGAACUUAUUAAGGAUUCGAAGAUAAUGAAAUUAUUAGGUAAAAAUAAUAAUAUAUGUGAGCAUCGUCUAAUCAAUGUCAAGACGGGAGAAACAAUUGCGUCUGCAAGUGAAUUAAGUGGGUUUAGGAACAUUCAAAACAUGGUGCGACAUUUAAGUCGUGGUGGUCCAAAGGGAACCUCUUCGUUCCCCAAACGUCGUGUUCAGUCAUUACGUAAACGUCAAUCCUCUACUAAUACUACUAGUACUACUACUUCUGGUACCACUACCGGUAGACUUGGUACAUUAGUGGCGCAGCCAUAUUCUAGUGAAUUCAUUGAAGUGAAUGCAGCCCCUGGAGGUUGUUUAAAUGGGAGUGGGUUAUUAAAUGGGGAGCAAUCUACUGUACGUAAGAGGCAAUUCACACAACAAUUAGAAGAAAGAUUCCAUAGUUCAUUCACCAUGGUCGACCCCUUAGACAUUACACAAUGGAACACUUCUGAAAUUCUAGAUUCUGAUAGAGUUUAUGAAUAUACAUUCCAUGCAGCUGAACCGCAAGAUAAACAGAAGGAUAUUGUUACAGUGGGGAAUACUUGGUAA
This is a messenger RNA of Maudiozyma barnettii, 1539 nucleotides long. RefSeq names its product iron-sulfur cluster assembly protein NAR1 (gene NAR1). Gene Ontology annotation, molecular function: 4 iron, 4 sulfur cluster binding. The transcript has a single exon. NCBI's taxonomy places the organism in Eukaryota, Fungi, Ascomycota, Saccharomycetes, Saccharomycetales, Saccharomycetaceae. Gene Ontology annotation, biological process: iron-sulfur cluster assembly. Bases 1 to 1539 code for a protein of 512 amino acids. Gene Ontology annotation, cellular component: cytosolic [4Fe-4S] assembly targeting complex. The record is from RefSeq and is a predicted model, not a curated record.